GAACAUUAAGUCUGUUUUCAGAGUAACAGAAGCUUUCAGACUCAGAGGAACAACAGCGGAGAAAAAGUCCCAGAGUUUCUCUUCUUCUACACAGACCCGGUCCAGACAGAAGAGUUACAUGAUGAAGAACUUCAUGGGGAGAAACUGAAUGAAGGUAGAAGGUGUGUGAGCUGAUGUGAAGUGAGCAGCAUGGAUCAGUGUGAGGACAGAGAGGACAGAGUCCCUCCCUCUAAAACCACUCUGUGUGGAGAACAUGAGGACCAGAGCAAAGUUCAGAGGAAACAACCAGAACCAGAACCUGGACCAGAACCCAGCUGUGUGUCGUUAAAGAGCAACAGGUCAAAGGAUUUUAUCAUUGAUUUUAAAUCAGACCAACCUUCAUCAGCAAACAGGAUCCAACAGAACCUCAAACCAGAACCAGAACCCAGCUGUGUUUCCUUAAAGAGUGACAGGUCAAAGGGUCACCUUAUUGAGUUUAAAACAGACCGACCUUCAGCUGCAAAGAGAGUGGACCAGCAGAACUCAGAGGUUCCCAGUGAUCCAUCUGCCCAGCAGCAUCAAACCCAGCUGGACUCCAUAUUUAUGCUGGUGGAGGAAAACAUUGUUAGUUUUGUGAAGAAGGAGCUGAAGAAGAUCCAGAAGGUUCUGAGUCCAGAUGAACCAGAAGGCUUAGAGAGUCAGUGGAAGGAUGAGGAGCAUAUGAGGAGCAGCAGAAGGGCUUUGGUCAAGAUCACACUGAAUUUCCUAAGCAGGAUGAAACAGGAGGAGCUGUUUGAACGUCUGCAGAGCAAGCUUUUGGCUUCAGUUUGUCAACGUAAACUUAAAUCCAGUCUGAAGCAGAGGUUCCAGUCUGUGUUUGAGGGGAUCGCUAAAGCAGGAAGUCCAACCCUUCUGAACCAGAUCUACACAGAGCUCUACAUCACAGAGGGAGGGACUGGGGGGGUCAAUGAUGAACAUGAGGUCAGACAGAUUGAAACAGCAUCCAGGAAACCAACCAGACCAGAAACAACAAUCAGACCAGAAGACAUCUUUAAAGUCCCACCUGGAAGAGAUCAACCAAUCAGGACAGUGAUGACAAAGGGAGUGGCUGGCAUUGGGAAAACAGUCUUAACACAGAAGUUCACUCUGGACUGGGCUGAAGGCAAAGCCCACCAGAACAUCCAGUUCAUAUUUCCAUUCACCUUCAGAGAACUGAAUGUGCUGAGAGAGAAAAAGUUCAGCUUGGUGGAACUUGUUCAUCACUUCUUCACUGAAACUAAAGAAAUCUGCAGCUUUGAUCACUUCCAGGUUCUGUUAAUCUUUGAUGGUCUGGAUGAGAGUCGAUUUCCUCUGGACUUCCACAACAAGGAGAUCCUGACUGAUGUUACAGAGUCCACCUCAGUGGAUGUUCUGCUGACUAACCUCAUCAGGGGGAAACUGCUUCCCUCUGCUCUCCUCUGGAUAACCACACGACCUGCAGCAGCCAAUCAGAUCCCUCCUGAGUGUGUUGGCAUGGUGACAGAGGUCAGAGGGUUCAAUGACCCACAGAAGGAGGAGUACUUCAGGAAGAGGUUCAGAGAUGAGGAGCAGGCCAGCAGGAUCAUCUCCCACAUCAAUAGAUCUAGAAGCAUCCAGAUAAUGUGUCACGUUCCAGUCUUCUGCUGGAUCACUGCUACGGUUCUGGAGGAUGUGUUGGAGACCAGAGAGGAAGGAGAGCUGCCCAACACCCUGACUGAGAUGUACAUCCACUUCCUGGUGGUUCAGACCAAAGUGAAGAAGGUCAAGUAUGAUGGAGGAGCUGAGACAGAUCCACACUGGAGUCCAGAGAGCAGGAAGAUGAUUGAGUCUCUGGGAAAACUGGCUUUUGAUCAGCUGCUGAAAGGAAACCUGAUCUUCUAUGAAUCAGACCUGAAAGAGUGUGGCAUCGAUAUCACAGCAGCCUCAGUUUACUCAGGAGUGUUCACACAGAUCUUUAAAGAGGAGAGAACACUGUACCAGAACCAGGACAAGGUGCUCUGCUUCGUCCAUCUGAGUGUUCAGGAGUUUCUGGCUGCCCUACAUUUCCAUCGUAGCUUUAUCACCUCUGGAUAUGAAGAUCUAAUAAGACUCUCUAUUAAAUCUAAACUAUUGAGCAGACCAAAUUUAAAAUAUCACCAUAAGAAUGCUGUGAAAAUGGCCUUACAGAGUCCAAAUGGACACCUGGACUUAUUCCUCCGCUUUCUUCUGGGUCUUUCAGUGGAGAACAAUCAGACGCUUCUCCAAGGUCUUCUGUCAAAAACAGGAAGUAGUUCCCAAACCAAUGACGAAACAGUUCAGUACAUCAAGGAGAAGAUCAAUGAGAAUCUGUCUGUAGAGAAAAGCAUCAACCUGUUCCACUGCCUGAAUGAACUGAAUGAUCGUUCUCUGGUCCAGGAGAUCCAACAGGCUCUGAGAUCAGGAAGUCUCUCCACAGAUAAACCGUCUCCUGCUCAGUGGUCAGCUCUGGCCUUCAUCUUAGUGACAUCAGGAGAAGAUCUGGAUGUGUUUGACCUGAAGAAAUACUCUGCUUCAGAGGAGGCUCUUCUCAGGCUGCUGCCAGUGGUCAAAGCUUCAAACAAAGCUCUACUGAAUGACUGUAACCUCUCAGAGAGAAGCUGUGAAGUUCUGGCCUCAGUUCUCAGCUCCCAGUCCUCUAAUCAGAGAGAGCUGGACCUGAGUAACAACAAGCUGCAGGAUUCUGGACUGAAGAGUCCAAACUGCAAACUGGAAAGUCUCAGACUGAAUGACUGUAACCUCUCAGAGAGAAGCUGUGAAGUUCUGGCCUCAGUUCUCAGCUCCCAGUCCUCUAAUCAGAGAGAGCUGGACCUGAGUAACAACAAGCUGCAGGAUUCUGGAGUGGAGCUGCUGUCUUCUGGACUGAAGAGUCCAAACUGCAAACUGGAAAGUCUCAGACUGAAUGACUGUAACCUCUCAGAGAGAAGUUGUGAAGUUCUAGCCUCAGUUCUCAGCUCCCAGUCCUCUAAUCUGAGAGAGAUGGACCUGAGUAACAACAAGCUGCAGGAUUCUGGAGUGGAGCUGCUGUCUUCUGGACUGAAGAGUCCAAACUGCAAACUGGAAACUCUCAGACUUAGAUCCUGUAACCUCUCAGGGAGAACUUGUGAAGUUCUGUCAUCACUUCUAAGGUCCAAGUCCUGCUGGUUGAGGGAGGUUGAUCUGCAGAAUAACAAUCUCCAUGAUUCAGGGGAGAAGUUUCUGUCUGCUUCAGACUGGACACUGGAAAUAUUCAGGGAACCUGAUGGAGUCCGAUGGUUGAAACCAGGACUGGGGAAGUAUUCCUGUCAGCUCACGAUCGACACAAACACAGUGAACAGAAAACUGAAACUGUCUGAAGACAACAGGAAGGUGACACGUGUGGAGGAGCUUCAGUCAUAUCCCGAUCAUCCAGACAGAUCUGAUGGCUGGUAUCAGCUGCUGUGUAGUGAUGGUCUUACUGGUCGCUGUUACUGGGAGGUCGAGUGGAAAGGAACAGUUUUUACAUCAGUGAGUUACAGAAGAAUAAGUAGGAAAGGAGGCAGUAAUGACUGUUUGUUUGGUUAUAAUGAUCAUUCCUGGAGUCUGGAAUGCUAUGAUGGUUACUCUGUCUGUCACAAUAAGAAGAGAACAGACAUCUCCUCCGCCUUCUCCUCCUCCUCCUCUGUCUCUAACAAAGUAGCAGUGUAUGUGGACCAUCCUGCUGGCAUUCUGUCCUUCUACAGAGUCUCCUCUGACUCACUGAUCCACCUCUACACCUACAACACCACAUUCACUGAACCACUUUACCCGGGAUUCUGGGUUGGUUCUGAUUCCUCAGUGUUUUUGUGUUAAGUCUAAAGAGGCUCCACUUGUCAAAGAAACCCUCUCACUGUUGAACAGUUCGGUCUCUACAUGUCUGUCUCUUUCUCUCAGAAACAUUUUCAUUUUCAGUCGGUUUCUUUCUAAAACUUCUGGAAAAGAUUCCUGGUAAACUUUUUCCUCUUCCAGUCCUUUAAAGAUGCAAGCUGGAAUUGUUCCAUCCAAAGGUUUGAUUCUGUUUCCGGUAGAUCCAGUAAAUGUUUGAUCCUGGGUUUUAAUCUCACCAUCAGAAGAAGUUUAAAUUUUUUUAUCUCCAGUCUUUUUUGUCCUGUUUCUUGUUUGUGUCUCUUAUGUAGUUUUUAUUCCUCUGAUCUGAACAGUUUUGUUCAUUAGACCCAGAUAAACAGGCUGACGCCUCAGGAUUUGUAGGCUGUGAAGUUCAGGGUUUCUGCAACUGAUUAGUAAUAAAAAAUUAUGACGUGAGUGAAGCUGCAGUUUGAACUCUCCUGCUAGUUCGUCAGUUCCUCAGAGUUAUCUGCUAUGUUUUAAUAAGCCAGAUGAGUUUCCAAUAGGAUUUCUGAUGAGACUGUUCCUAAAAGAAGAAUUAUUCCAGACAACCUGUGGCUGAACUGUAGAUGAUAGAAAUAUUGGAGAAUAUCACAGCAUUUUCUGCCAGUUUUCUGAAUUUUAUUUUGAAUAAAAAAUAACAAUAAAUGUAAAAUUCAUUAUAACAAAACUCAUAGUUGGACCUUCAAUUCUUUUUAAUCUAUUUUAUGACCAGUUUUUUGUAUGAGUUAGCGAUGAAAUGUUUUUGUAAUGAAGUACUUU
This is a messenger RNA of Cyprinodon tularosa, 4617 nucleotides long. Its product is annotated as NLR family CARD domain-containing protein 3-like. The transcript is spliced from 14 exons. Gene Ontology annotation, molecular function: protein binding. NCBI's taxonomy places the organism in Eukaryota, Metazoa, Chordata, Actinopteri, Cyprinodontiformes, Cyprinodontidae. The coding region runs from base 190 to 3822 and encodes 1210 amino acids. The record is from RefSeq and is a predicted model, not a curated record.